AUGGCAACGGACGAACGGAAGUCUUUGUCGAACUGUGUGAUAACCGUACUGCGUGACCUUUGUCCAGCGUGGAGACUUCUUCCUGCCGUCAAAUAUGUUUCUUCCUCAUCACUGAGAGGCUGGCGAGUGUUCGUUCCUCGGCUCGUCCACGCGGGACAAGAUGCAAGGGUCUCCGGCCAGGAGAAGUCGGGUGUUCCUUGCGCUUGGGUGUCUAAUGAUGGUGGCACUGGAUGGGAUUAUGAAGGCCCUGAAGGUCCCGAGGAAUGGCCUGCGCUUUACCCGCAGUGUGGUGGCCGCUUGCAGUCGCCUAUCGACAUCAACACCUCGGGCAUCCUGUACGAUCCCUCCCUUCAGCCCUUUGACCUCAACAAGUAUGGCGUGUACGAUGGCGCGCAAAUGAACCUCAGCAACGUUGGGGGUCACACAGCGGAGGUCAAAUAUUCAGGUACCCCGAUCAUUAUUUCGGGGGGCAGUCUUCCUGACGAUUACGUACUCGACCAGUUCCACUUCCACUGGGGCGAGAAGGACGACGAGGGCUCGGAACACACUCUCGACAAACACCGAGCGCCCAUGGAGCUUCACAUCGUCCAUCACAUGCACCACUACAACAGUUCUGAAGCCAUUUCGCAUCCUUACGGACUGGCUGUCCUCGCUUUCUUCUUCGAGAUCGGAGAGGAGAACGAAAACUUCAAGCAGCUCCUUGACUACUUUCCACAGAUCAUUCACAAAGACCAAGAAGUGCACAUAACUCCAUUUCCUCUCUCGAAAUUGCUGCCAAAGGGCUCUACAACAUACUACAGGUACUUCGGCAGCCUCACCACCCCGCCUUGCUACGAAACAGUUAUUUGGACCUUGUUCAAGGACCGCAUACAAAUCUCCGAGGAUCAGAUCAACAAAUUCAGAAACCUGACUACCGUACGAGAAGAUGGCAACGGCACGAAGGAAGUCAAAAUCGGCCGCGACUUCCGGCCUAUUCAAGAGCUGCACGAGCGGCGUGUGUACUCCAAUGACGUCAGCAUCCAAGUCUGCGCCACGUCGAAGGGUACCCGUGACAGACUCACGUUGGCGGCCGUUGUGACGUCAGCAUUGCUGUUGGUCCUGACUUUGUGCUAGGCCUCACGCAGAAUGCCUAUGACAUCAUAAAGGCUAUCUUCUGUUUGCAAAGUAGAGACUUCAGAUCCUGAGGUUGAUAUUUCAUUGUAAACUGUGAUAAGGGUACGUGCAUACACAGUUAUGUAUAGUUAUAUAUAGUUAGUCUGAUAGUGCAUAACCAAAGAACAGGAACGGUCAGACAAAAAGUUGACCUAGGUUAGACCUUAUUUAUAAUGAGAUCUUAGAAUAUAUAUAUAAUCUGACUUAUUAAUUACUAAAAAGAAUUUUCCACCCAAAAGAGAAAUCAGUCUCCAUCUUUGUACAUGAUAUAAUCUAAUUGUCUCUCAUGUUUUAUUGUAGUGUCUUUGUUUUGCUGUAACCUAGAGCUUGAGUUGUUUCUUUUUAAAUAGAAGGUUAGAUUUUCUAAAAGCAAAACUUUUUCGUCAAUAAAGAUUUCUCUCUCCUCUCUCUCUCUCUCUCUCUCUCUCACACACACACACAUGUCUUUUCAAAUUUAGAUUUUUCUUCUGUUCCUCUUUAGAUAUACAUGUAUAUUUUUUUGACAAAAAACAUCAUACAUGAAAAUGGGGGAAAAUAUUGUAUUGGUGCAAAUUAGAUAAUCGUCUCAGAAUCGCAGCUUGCAUACUAAAGCUGGUAUUCCAGAGCCAGGAAGAUAAUCUCUAAAAUCUCCAGAUUUUAUAAAUAAUGUUCGUACUUUGUACUUUGUAUGUUAUAUCAAAGACUAUAUAUAAUAAUAUAUCAUCUUUCAUUAUACGUAGCUGAGUCAUGGCAAGUCCAUUGGUUUCCAUUCAUCGCUCUGAGACCUGGUGUCAAUGUUUUUGCAAAGAACUAAAUUUCAUUAGAGGACACUGUAUUGUUAUCAUCGGUUUCCUUUGUCCUCGUGUGUGUCUGUCCUCCUGGUCUGUCGUUAUGCCCUUUGUGCUAUAUAUUGACCUGAGUUGGACUGGAAGUCUGUUUACAUUGCACGCCGCUGUCUAUCACACUCCUGAUGUAAAUAUAUACCUGUCCUUGGUGUCCUUGUUGACUCUCCAUGAUUCUCUCAAUGUCUCCCCGGUACAGCGACCUGCGGCUGUUCUCUAAAGUGUUAUUUAUUUAUUUUGUGGGCUCCGCACGAAGGCUAAUGUUUCAACAAGCAAGAGUCGUUCUGUUUGUUGUUAAGAUUUUUUAUGUACAGUUAUACUUUGUGGAAAAUUUGACAAAAACGAGAUUUAUUUUUCUGAGAAAAGGUCACGAAAAACGGAAGUACCAAUAUAUUCAUAAUUUAUUUAUUCGGCGUUUAGUUUAUACUACUAAUCUAUGAAUAAAUAUAUAUAUUUUUAAA
Molecule: messenger RNA, 2434 nt
Organism: Pomacea canaliculata
Lineage: Eukaryota; Metazoa; Mollusca; Gastropoda; Architaenioglossa; Ampullariidae
Product: carbonic anhydrase 1-like
Exons: 11
Coding region: 1-1113 (370 amino acids)
Cellular component (GO): plasma membrane
Molecular function (GO): zinc ion binding; carbonate dehydratase activity
Source: RefSeq, a predicted model, not a curated record